AAUUUUGUUGAUAUCCUGCUUGGUAGUAUUCAAUUGUACUUUAGUAUUUGCAGCCAGAAUUCACCCCCAGCUUGGGGCUUUUAUUUGUGUCGGGUAACAGAGAAAGCUAAAAACUUCAGGUUUAUGACGGGCUGAUGGAAGACACACGGGAUUUGGCUGAACGCACCCCACGUUCAGAGAGGAAGCGGAGAGACUCGUUCGGGAUGUUUGAUGGCUACGACAGUUGCAGCGAGGACUCCACCAGCACCUCCAGCUCAGAGGACAGCGAGGAUGAGGUGGUACCCUCAAUACCUGCAAGCCUGCCCAUCAUCAAGAACAAUGGGCAGGUUUAUACUUACCCUGAUGGCAAAGCUGGAAUGGCUACAUGUGAGAUGUGUGGAAUGAUCGGGGUGCGAGAUGCUUUUUAUUCCAAAACCAAGCGCUUCUGCAGCGUGUCUUGUUCCAGGAGUUACUCCUCAAAUUCUAAGAAAGCUAGCAUUCUGGCAAGACUCCAGGGUAAGCCUCCAACAAAAAAGGCUAAAGUUUUGCAGAAACAGCCUCUCAUGGCAAAGCUGGCAGCUUAUGCUCAGUACCAAGCAAGUCAACAGAACCAAGCCAAGUCUAAAGCCGUUGUCACUGCAGAGAGUUUUGACUGGGGGAAGUAUAUCUGCAGCAACAAUGUAGUUGGAGCUCCUGUCAGCUGUUUCAAGCAUGCUCCUAUGGGAACGUCCUGGGGAGACAUAGAAGAGGGGGUGAGGAUCGAAGUGCCCAACUCUGACAUCAGCCUUCCAACCAAAGUGUACUGGAUAGCAGAAAUCGUGAAGCUUGCAGGCUUCAAGGCUCUCCUGCGCUAUGAGGGCUUCGACAGCGACACAAGUAAAGACUUCUGGUGUAAUCUCUGCACCCCAGAGGUUCACCCGGUGGGUUGGUGUGCUUCAAACGGCAAACCUCUCGUACCUCCAAAAAGUAUACAACACAAGUACUCAAACUGGAUCGUCUUUCUUGUGAAGCGUCUCACUGGGGCGAAAACCCUGCCCCCUGAUUUUAAUACCAAGGUACACGAGAACAUGCAGUUUCCCUUUAAGAAGCUGAUGCGAGUGGAGGUGGUGGAUAAGAACUACUUGUGCCGGACGCGGGUGGCGCUGGUGGAGCAGGUGAUCGGAGGUCGCCUCAGGCUGGUCUAUGAGGAGAGCCAGGACAGCACAGAUGACUUCUGGUGCCACAUGUACAGCCCCCUCAUUCAUAAUAUAGGCUGGUCCAGAAGCAUUGGUCACCGCUUCAAACGCUCAGACUUCACAAAGAGGACUGAGGGUCAAGUGGAUGCUCCUGAACAGCUCUUCCAGAAGGUGAAAGAUGUGGACCAGACUGGGGACUGGUUCAAAGAUGGGAUGAAGCUAGAAGCCAUCGAUCCCCUAAACCUCUCAGCAAUAUGUGUAGCUACUGUAAAAAAGGUUCUAGCAGACGGGUACCUCAUGAUCGGGAUUGAUGGCUCGGAGGCCGUGGACGGAUCGGACUGGUUCUGUUACCAUGGCACCUCUCCCUCCAUCUUCCCUGUUGGCUUCUGUGAAAUCAACAGCAUUGAACUCACUCCUCCCAGAGGGUACACUAAACUGCCAUUUAAAUGGUUUGACUACCUCAGAGAAACAAGCUCAGUGGCUGCUCCUGUCAGGCUCUUUAACAAGGAAGUUCCUAAUCACGGCUUCCGGCAAGGCAUGAAGCUGGAAGCCGUGGAUCUAAUGGAGCCACGGCUGGUGUGUGUUGCCACGGUGACGAGGAUUGUGCACCGGCUACUGCGGAUCCACUUUGACGGCUGGGAAGACGAGUAUGAUCAGUGGGUGGAUUGUGAAUCCCCUGACCUGUACCCGGUGGGCUGGUGUCAGCUGACGGGCUACCAGCUCCAACCCCCCGCCUCGCAGAACAACAGAGAGAUGUCCCACUCUCUGCCCAAGCAGAAGAAGAAGGCCCAGCAGUACAAAGGCCAGAAGAAAAACUCCAGUUGGCCUGUGAGGAAAAAGCCCCUGGUAGCUCACCCGAGUCUGGCUUGGUGUUUAGAGAGGAAGAUUCCGGUUGGUCGGCGGCCCUUCAGUCAGGCAGGGAGGAGGAGCAGCUUCUCAGGGGACGAAGAGCAGACUCCACCCCUUUCCCAUGCCCAGGGGCCCAGGCGGCCCCGAACCUCCCUUCGCCAAAACUACAACUCAGAGACUCUCCUGCGCAUGAAGGAGGAAGCUGCAGAGGUGGACGAGUUCACCUUCUCACAGGGAACCUCAGACCAAGAGAGCAACGGCUCGGGCAGCUACUGCAUCAAACAGGAGCCCUGAGGUCCACGGGACACGGAGGACGGGAGCAGCCAAUCCAGAGGAAGCUCACUGGAAAACCCAUCCCGGAUCAGGAAGGGGCCUCCAGCCGGGCCACGUGCAGCCUGUCGGCACAGAGGAAAAACACUGGAAGGAGCUCCCUUUCCAAAGUCUCCUUGAAUUGCCGAUGGAGAUGCUGUGGGGCAUUUCCUCUCCCAGCCUUCCUGAGCUUCAUUCUCUGUUCCACACAAGAGACGAAUAACGGUGGGAGGAGAGUCCAGCUCGUCCGGAUCAGCCCAUCCUCCCUCUGUCCUGGUGUGGUCCACACACAGAGACCCCUAGAAACUGUGAGAAGCAUUUUUUGAGCCAGUUCUGUUUUUUUUUUUUCAGGUUUUGUUGAACAGUCGGCCUCUGAGGGGCUGAGGAGGGAACAGACGGUGUAUAUUUGAUUCUUUCCUUUAGAACAAAAAUGCCAGGUGGACUUUGUUUAUAGUACUUGAAGUUUCUAUUUGAUUUUGUAAGAGUUCUGGGCUUGUUCUGUCUUAAAGCUUUUUAGGUUCUUGGUGGCUGUGUGGGAAACGUCAUGUGCAUUGUUCCAUAGAGUGGUGAUAUUGACAGAGUAGACAGGCUGAGGCUGGGUCAGUGCAGUGCUGCCUUCCUCUCAUUUCCACAGCUGCAUCGGUUCCUCAUGCUGGCUGAUGGUUUGCGGUCUUUGUUUUGGACUUACUUCUUCUUUUUUCGUGGCUAAAUAAGUGUAGCAGCGAGCCCAAAUCUGAAGGUUGUCCUCCAGAUCAGUCCUUCCUGCUCCACUACUACAUACAGCAGCAUGUGGUUCUCCAGUCAACUUUGAUUGGUCCAAAAGGAUGCUUCUCUUUUCAGGUUUGAGAAGUGCUAAAAACAGAGUCUGGCUUCAUUACUCUGCUCAAACAUUUUCCCCUCCGGCUGAGUUUUUGGACAGCCGUCAUCUACACAUUUUGAGCUUAAGAACCUCAGAAACGACUGAAAGGAGAACGGCCAAACACUGCAGAGUACCCAGCAUUCCUCCAUUGUAUUUCCAGCUGGGAGCCUGAAUCUCAUUUAGAACCAUCAACUGAAACACUCCAGAAUUCCUCCCUUCAGAUGUUUGCAGCAGACGUCGUGCACUGUCCCGAUCCAGCUGUGGAAAUGAAAGCGUGUGUUGUGAACUGGCAUGAGGAGCUCCUCCGUGUCUGCAGUUCUGAGUCUGUGCUCCAUAUUUAUAUGCAGAUAAGGACAAAGGCUCUUUCUUUGAGCUUUUUAAAAUUACAUUCAGAUAAUUAAAAAAAAGAAGUUAUUGUCAUUUUAUUAAAUGCAUUAAGACCUCAGUCAUAAAAACAGAAUUCAGUUUAAAGAAAAGAAACACUGUAUAUGUGGCCUGCAGUCAGCUUUUGUAGCAUUUGACUUGUUUUUCUUUUGGGGGAUGAAACUGGACUGCUGUCAGAACAGAGAGGGUUCAUAUCCAAGCUACGAUGUUUAGUCUCAUUUGGGUUUAUGCAAAAUGUUUUUGUGCUUUUGUCGUCCUCAUGUCAGAGCCAUAUGUAUGCAAAGUUUGGAAAGACGCAAGCAAUGCACUGCUUUUCCUCUGGGGGCAGCAUUUAAAGUGACAGCAGAUAUAAAUCUAUAUAUAUAUAAAUCUAUUCCUGGUGAUGAUCAUGUCGUGUGCUGUCGAAGCCUCAUGACUUUUUAAAAGAAUUCUUCAAGCUCGAUUUUUGCAGCCUUUUACUACCUCCUGAAGCUUGUGGCAUUUUAGUGUGAAACAGAGGGUGGUGGGUUAGAAUAUGCAAAAAAAAAAGAAAAUUCUUUCAAACAUUCGACACCAAACGCGGAGAAAUAACGACAGUACACCUAAACGUUAUGCAAUAAAAAAUCCCAUAUUU
Messenger RNA from Oryzias melastigma (Indian medaka), 4168 nucleotides. It is a transcript of the gene mbtd1, whose product is annotated as mbt domain containing 1. Gene Ontology annotation, biological process: regulation of DNA-templated transcription. Lineage: Eukaryota; Metazoa; Chordata; Actinopteri; Beloniformes; Adrianichthyidae. The transcript has 17 exons. Bases 135 to 2297 code for a protein of 720 amino acids. The record is from RefSeq and is a predicted model, not a curated record. Gene Ontology annotation, molecular function: zinc ion binding. Gene Ontology annotation, cellular component: nucleus.